Molecule: messenger RNA, 2648 nt
Organism: Pollicipes pollicipes
Lineage: Eukaryota; Metazoa; Arthropoda; Thecostraca; Pollicipedomorpha; Pollicipedidae
Product: urea-proton symporter DUR3-like
Biological process (GO): urea transmembrane transport
Cellular component (GO): plasma membrane
Molecular function (GO): urea transmembrane transporter activity
Source: RefSeq, a predicted model, not a curated record
GCGUGCGAGGGAUUCCCUGGCAUCGGAGGACAGCCGGGCAGCUCCCAGUGCGUCAUCAGGCGCGGACAAGUGUCUCUUGCGUCGAUCCAUCAGCCGCAGGCGCUGGGCCGUGCCUGGCCGGGCCCGGCUCAGUCAGAGGCGCCGGUAAUUUUAGCCUUGAUGCGCCAUCGCGCCGACGGCUUAAAGGAGCGACGCGCCCGCGCCCGCUCAGUGACCACCCGGUGCCGGUCGAGAGAGGGCCUCAGCGGCGCACGGCUCGAGCGGAGGUGCGACCGAUUGACAUACGACAGCAGCGCAGUGUACCGCGGUGGGAAGUUAUUGCUCAGUACAUACAGGUGCUUGCACUCUCGCCAGCCACGCUUAAUUAUAUAGGAAGAGGAAGAGGUAUGAGAAAAACGCACCGCGUGAUCUUCUUCCUUCUGGUGGCGUUCUGGUGCGACAGCGGAGCGCGUGCGCAGGAGGCGUCCUCGCCGGCGGCGGCCGGCGGUAGCCAUGGCACCCCAUCACCGUCCCCUGUGCCGCCCACGGUCACGCCACACGGCGAGCAGUGCAGCAAGUUCGUGCUGGAGACGCGUGCGGACCGCUCGGACCGCCAGCUGCGCGGCGUACAGCCCACCGUCAGCAUGGCGGAGGCCAUUGCCGUGUUCGCCGGAGUCGGUGUGUUCGCCUCCUUGAUCGCCUACGGCUUCCACAUGGUGAGGAAGCACAUCUACCACGACGCCGACAAUCUGGACACAGCGUUCGACGCCGGCGGCAAGGUGUCGAUCGGCCUGACAGCCACCACGAUCGUGUCACAGUGGACUUGGUCGGCGACGCUGCUGCAGUCGUCGACCGUCUCCAGUCUGUACGGCAUCAGCGGCCCCUACUGGUACGCUGGCGGCGCCACCAUCCAGAUCAUCCUCUUCGCCAUCCUCUCCAUCCAGCUGAAGACGCGCGCGCCCGGUGCCAAGACGUUCCUGCAGGUAAUCCACGCGCGCUUCGGUCCGCGUACGCACCAGGUGUAUUGCCUGUUCGCCUUCCUCACCAACCUGGUGGUGAUGAUGUCACUGACGAUCGCCGGCACGGCCGUACUCAACAGUCUGGUGGCCGACCUCAGCACGGAGAUGUCGGCCAUGCUGCUGGCCAUAGUCAUCGGCGGCUACACGCUGAUCGGCGGCCUGGGCGCCACCUUCUACGUCUCCUACUUCAACACGGCGCUCAUCUUCAUCAUGAUCCUGAUGCUGGUCAUCGAGGUGUACUACGACCCUAGCGGCAACCCCAACAACCCUUUCGGCAGCUCCGAACGCCUCUUUGACUUUGUAGAGUGCUGGCCCGGCCCGGCCGGCAACAAGGACGGCAGCUACCUGACGUUUCUCUCCUCGGGUGGCUUCAUCUUCGGCAUCGUCAACAUCGUCGGCAACUUCGGCACCGUAUUCUGCGACCAGGCGUACUGGCAGAGCUCAGUGGCGGCCAAGCCGCUGCAGGGUGUCUGGGGCUUCAUCCUUGGAGGCCUCACUUGGUUCGCCAUUCCCUUCUGCCUGGCCACCACGCUGGGCCUGUCCUACCUGGCCAUGAGCUCGGCGCAGGGUGCAGCCCUGCUUUCAGACAAGGACGUGUAAGGGCUGGUGGCGCCGAUAGUGGCGCAGGUACUGCUUGGCCGCACCGGCGAGUACGCCAUUCUCUUCCUGAUCCUGAUGGCUGUCAUGUCGACCGGCUCUGCCGAGAUCAUCGCUGUCGCCUCGAUCGUCAUCUACGACGUCUUUCAGAUCUACCUGAAGCCAUUCCGCAGCGAUCUAGCCCCGGGGGAAUGUAUCCUGUGCGGUCACAAGCGCUGCUCCGUCUGCCAUAAGGAUAACGUGGCCCGCAGCAAGGUCGACGGACUGGUGAAGCCCCACUUCACCUGCACCAUGCACGGCCAGUACCGCGAGUACCAGGAAAAGCUGCUCUACUACAAGAACUGGAGCAUCGUCUGGACGACGUUCAUGUCGAUCCCGCUGUGCAUCUUCUGCUGGGCGGUGGACCUGGACCUUGCCGACUUCGUGGUCAACACGGGCCAGCAGCUGCCGAUGCUGAUCGGAAACAUCGUCUCUGUGUCGGUGGGAGGCAUGGCGUGCGUCGCGCUCUCGCUGCUCGACAACGUGAACAUGACGGCUGCCGAGAUGGAGCACGAGUGGGAGAAGACGCGCGACAUUGACAACCCGCUGACGCCCUGGGUGUUUGUCUACCGCGACUGUCUCAACCUGAGCGAUAUGUCGCAGGCCGCCAGCUACCACGAACGGCCCCCCAUCGACGGCAUCGUCCGGCGCUUCCGACUGGCCAAGCGGACGGCAUUCGUAGCCGGCGCGUGCUUCACGCUGCUGUUCGUCGUUGUCUGGCCGGGCAGCAUGAUCGCCGCGCACCCGCUGGACAGUGCCGGCUUCCUGGCCUGGACGACCCUCUCCAGGGGUUGGGGCUUCUUAGCGGCUGCCUUCAUCAUUAUCGUGCCGCUGGUACAGGAGCUGGUCGCCCUCGUCAGCCAGUGGCGUAAGAACCAGUGCGCGCCGGUCGUCAGCACACCUGCAAUCCGCUCGCUGCAGGACGCCGAGGUUGUGGAAAACGGCGCGACCGCGGGCCGCGCCGCCAGCGACGCGCCGUUGGCCGAAAACGGACACGUGAGGGCGGCCGAGUGA